GUUUGCAACACUCUGAAUGAAAAACACAUGGAGAUAGACAGAGGAAGGGAGUGAGUGGAACAGAAAUAGAGAGAGGGAGAGAGAGAUUGACUAAAUCCUGUUCAGUGAAAGGGGGAGCACAUUCACACCCUUUAGAGGAUUCACAGGAAAAGAGAGAAUCAGAGAAACACAUUCAAAUAUCAUCUUCAGUCACAGCAAGGCUGCUGGGGUUUCAGUGAGGAGAUUGAGUGAAACAAAUAAACAUGUCCAACUCAAUCUUGCGACGACAUUCCAGCAAAAAGGGAUUGGAGAACCUCCAGAGGAUCACUGUUCAGCGCAGUCUGGAGGAUGCAGAAGAAAUUGAGAGAGAACAACGACGACGUGCAAGAACCAGUUCCUCUACUGAGCUGUCUCAACCCACCGUGACCCCACAGGACAGCCCUCGCACUGCACAGCCUCUGGACAACCAGGGUCAGAAUGAUCUGGUUCCAAGCUGCCCAUCCUCUUUGGAAGAGGACGAAGGCUUCAGUGAUUGGACACAUCUGAGCAGGCGCAAACAGGGACAAAUGGAACAUAAAGAUGUAGAAACACAUCUCAACGGCUCCUGUCACGCAAAACUGCAGUUUUGUUCCAGCUCUGCUCAACAAAGUAAACCGCAUGAUAUCAAUGUGUUUGACAGCACCCCAUUCAUACAGACCCGACCCCCCCUUUCAAAUCAGCAAAACCUGGAUGAGGAUGGUGAUGAUGAAGACUGGGGUGCCAGAGAGCAGGAAAGAAGAGAUAACAUUAACGCAGCAGAGAGGGAGGAGGGAGAGACUGGACGGUGGUGUGCAGAGGAGGGCUAUCCAAGAAGCGUGAAAGGACAUGAGUCAUCUUUCUGGAAAAAACUAAAUCAGAGCUGUGACAUGGAUGAGAAGAGAGGAAAGAAGGCAGAGAUGAAGAUUUCCUACACCUCUACAGUCCUCCUCCAACAGAAUGGGAGACAAUACAGUACUAAUGAACAAGAGGGGAGGAGAACAAAUGACAGAGAACGAAAGAUACAGAGCAACAUGGACUCUUCAGUCGAUUCAGCAGCUCUCAGCAGUCCAGAGAGUGUGUCUGAGGAGGUGUUUGUAAAGAGCAGUGAGGAGAACCAGCAGCAUAGAGAGACAGGAGAUCAGACUCAUGAGGAGGUGCAGAGGAGGAUGAGAGAGGAGGAGCGAGAGAGGAAGAGAAGGGAUGUGAUGGAAAAGUUGAAGAGGUUGAGUAUAUCCAGCGGAGAUCCAGAGGAGCCCUUCAGUCCUCUCAGCCCCAGGAGCCCCUCCUACAUGGCUGAGGGUGAGGAGUGGCAAUCAGAAGGUACAAGCUCGCUUACUGAGAGGACUGAGUCUCUAAACCGCUCCAUUAAAAAAAAGAACAGUAUAAAGAAGACCCAACCUCCCACGAUCAUCUCGAAGUUAGAUGGCAGACUGGAGCAGUACAACCAUGCCAUUGAGGAGUCCUGUAAAGAGGGCAAUGUAGUCAAGGUAAUGGACGUUCCAACACCACCAGAACCCGUAUCUGCUCGGAAGACCCUGUUUGAGGCGGGAGAGGCCUGGAAUCAGAACUCAACAAAGGCUGUGUCCUCCAAGGAUACAGAGGGAAUGAAAGUGGGUGUGUCAGAUCUAAUUAACCAAUGGGUGAAAGGAAACUGUGAUGUCAGCACCAAGAGCCCUUCCUCCAAAGCAGCUGAUGUUAAGUGUCAGGAUGUUAAGGCUGGUGAGGUGCGUAACAUAAAAUCCAUUUGGGAGAAUCUGGGAGAUGCCUCAUCACAGGAUAAACCAAAUGCAAAGGGACUGGCUGGAAAAAUGUACAAAUUUGUUGAGAGUGGGCACGGGAAAUAUGAGAAGGUCUUCAUAAAUAACGACACAAACUGAAGAACAAGU
Messenger RNA from Sinocyclocheilus grahami, 1883 nucleotides. RefSeq names its product lymphocyte-specific protein 1-like. The transcript has 13 exons. Gene Ontology annotation, molecular function: calmodulin binding; myosin binding; actin binding. NCBI's taxonomy places the organism in Eukaryota, Metazoa, Chordata, Actinopteri, Cypriniformes, Cyprinidae. Gene Ontology annotation, biological process: muscle contraction. Bases 243 to 1874 code for a protein of 543 amino acids. The record is from RefSeq and is a predicted model, not a curated record.